This is a messenger RNA of Arabidopsis thaliana (thale cress), 486 nucleotides long. It is a transcript of the gene AGL85, whose product is annotated as AGAMOUS-like 85. The transcript has a single exon. Bases 1 to 486 code for a protein of 161 amino acids. Gene Ontology annotation, cellular component: nucleus. Gene Ontology annotation, molecular function: DNA binding; protein dimerization activity. The record is from RefSeq and is marked reviewed. Gene Ontology annotation, biological process: regulation of DNA-templated transcription; DNA-templated transcription. Lineage: Eukaryota; Viridiplantae; Streptophyta; Magnoliopsida; Brassicales; Brassicaceae.
AUGAAGACAGAUUGGUCACAUUAUCUAAGCGUCGAAAUGGAAUCUACAAUAAGCAAUGAGCUUUCCAUUCUCUGUGGUGCUGAAGUUGCGUUUCUCGGAUACUCUUGCUCAGGAAAACCAUACACAUUCGGCAGUCCGUCUUUUCAAGCCGUGGCAGAGCGAUUUCUCAAUCGUGAGGCCUCAUCAUCGUUGCAACGAUCGGUCAUGAAUGCUCACCAACAAGCGAAGAUUCAAGAGCUUUGCAAAGUAUACAAUAGAAUGGUGGAGGAGGCAAAGACGGAAGAAGCCAAAGUAAAGAAGGCAGCUGCAUUAGCGGAGACAAUGCCCGUAGAUGAGGAUGCGUGGUGGAAAGUGGAUCCAAAGGAGGUGGAAGAUCACGAAGAGGCGAAGAAGAUAAUGGAAAAGUGUGAAGGGCUCUAUGAGAAACUGUGUAAUGAAGCUGCUGCAAGGAUCCAAAGAGGAGAUGCUGAGAAUAAUAACAAAUGA